Molecule: messenger RNA, 3789 nt
Organism: Parnassius mnemosyne (clouded apollo)
Lineage: Eukaryota; Metazoa; Arthropoda; Insecta; Lepidoptera; Papilionidae
Source: the annotation of a GenBank genome assembly
AUGGAUGAAUUCAAGGGAAACAGAUUAAACAUGAAGAAAAAAUACAAAGUCAACGAUUUGUCAAAUGUCGAAUUCACGAAAAAUGUCUCUGGAAGUGACAAAGAGAGUUCCUCCGAUACGGAGUUAAAGACAGAGGCAUUGCCUAGUAUAUCAUUUUUCACGCUGUUCAGGUUUGCAAGCACCAGAGAUAAAAUCUUCAUAGUUAUUGGAAUAUUGAGUUCGAUAAUAUGCGGAAUAACAACGCCUUUAAACACGCUACUGUUUGCCUCUCUAUUACAAAGUAUGGUAGACUACGGUAUAUCAGUUGUGAUGGGAACACCACAAAAUGAUGAGUUCCUCAGAGACGUGGGUUACUUCGCGCUGUACAACUGUGCAUUGGGAUUAGUCUUGGUUAUAAUGUCUUACGUAGCAACCGUCUUAAUGAACAUUUCAGCUUAUAAUCAGGUGUAUAAAAUUCGGCAAGAAUAUUUAAAAGCGGCGUUGAAUCAAGAUUUUGAGUACUUCGACAUGCAUCAAACUGGUGAUUUUGCAUCUAAAAUGACUGACGAUGUUGUGAAAUUAGAGGAAGGUAUCGGAGAAAAACUGGGCACAUUUAUAUUUUAUCAGUCAGCUUUUGUUAGUUCCAUAGCGAUGGCGCUCAUCAAGGGCUGGAAGCUUGCACUUCUUUGUUUAGUAACAUUUCCUGUCACUUUGUUCCUGGUCGGCGUCUCAGGACUGAUCGCAUCCCGGCUGUCUAAAAAAGAAGCAGUAGCUUCUGGAAAAGCUAGCGCAGUGGCCGAAGAAGUUCUGUCCUCGAUGCGCACCAUAUAUGCUUUUAGUGGGCAAGAGAAGGAGAAAGAAAGAUACAAAGUGCACCUAGACGAGUCUAGAAGUAUCAAUAUUAAGAAAGGACUUUUCACUGGAUUAUCGAUGGGUUUUCUAUUCUUUUGUAUAUUUUGCUCCUACGCUCUUUCUUUCUGGUUUGGCUACAGACUUAUGGUGGACGAACCAGAGAAUUACGACGUCAAUACAAUGAUAGCUGUCUUCUUUGGAGUUUUGAUGGGUUCUGCUAACUUUGGUAUAUCGUCAACUUUGAUGGAGGUCUUUGGGAUAGCACGUGGUGCUGGUGCACAGAUCUUUAACCUUAUUGAUAUGGUUCCGACAAUAAACCCAAUGUUAAACCGCGGAGUAGUUCCUGACACCAUUGAAGGCAACAUAGAAUUGAAGAAUGUAUAUUUCCAUUAUCCUUCUCGGCCUGAUGUACCUGUUUUGAAAGGUGUGAACAUAAGUGUGAAACGCGGCCAGUCAGUGGCUCUCGUAGGUCACUCCGGUUGCGGCAAGUCUACGAUCAUACAACUUAUAUCCCGAUACUAUGACGCCGUUGAUGGCGGUGUGUAUAUUGAUGACAAAGACGUUCGGGAUCUAUCAGUGCGAUGGUUGCGAGCGCAAAUUGGUCUAGUAGGUCAAGAGCCCGUCCUUUUCAACACGACUGUACGUGAAAACAUACGAUAUGGGCGCGCUGAUGCCACUGAUGCUGAAAUUGAAGCUGUCGCGAAACAAGCUAACGCUCACCGCUUCAUUAUGAAGCUACCUGCGGGAUACGACACGUUGGUGGGUGAACGAGGAGCUUCACUUUCUGGAGGACAGAAGCAACGAAUCGCUAUCGCCCGUGCACUUAUCCGUAAUCCUCAUAUUCUGUUACUCGAUGAGGCAACCAGCGCUCUUGACACGGCUUCAGAAUAUAAAGUACAAGCAGCGCUUGAUAGAGCUCAAGAAGGUCGAACAACUAUAGUGGUUGCUCAUAGACUAUCCACUAUCAGGAACGUAGAUCUCAUAUACGUUUUUAAAAAUGGAACAAUCAUCGAGUACGGAAAUCACGAAGAACUCAUGAAAAUGAAAGGCCAUUACUAUGAUAUGGUGUCGAUACAAACAUCACCAGAAGGCGAUACCACGGAUUCAUCUCAUGCGCUAGUAAGAAAAGAGUCGGAGAUCGUCGAAGAGGAAGAAGAUGAGGAACUCAAGACGGGCGUAGAAGAAAAAGAAGAUAUCAAGAAUGAAGCCCAAAUAUCUUUCUGGCAAAUAAUACGUUUAAAUAGACCUGAAUGGAAGUCAGUAACAGCGGCCAGUAUAGCCUCCGUGUUAAGCGGUUUUGGAAUGCCUUUUUUGGCAAUUAUAUUGGGUGAUUUCGUAGGUGUUCUUUCUAAUCCCAACUCUGAUGAAGUACUUGCUGAAGUAAGAAGAUUUGCGCUUAUUUUCGUUGGUAUAGGUGCAUUUACUGGAAUAUCGAACUUUAUAACAGUCUUUAUGUACGCUAUAGCUGGAGAACAUCUUACAGCUCGACUAAGGCUGCUAAUGUUUGAUACAUUUCUGAAACAAGAAAUUGCAUUCUUUGAUGACAAGAACAACUCAACAGGUGCUCUUUGCGCUCGUUUGUCCGGAGAAGCUGCUACUGUGCAAGGGGCAACGGGACAAAGAAUUGGCACUGUAUUACAAGCAAUGGGAACUUUUAGUUUUGCUCUAACACUUUCAUUGAUCUACGAAUGGAGGGUGGGUUUAGUUGCAUUAACUUUUGUACCAGUAAUCACUGCAAUUUUGUAUAAACAAGGUCGCAUGGUUAGCGCGGAAUCCUUCGGUACAGCGCAGACUAUGCAAAAUAGUUCUAAGAUAGCUGUAGAGGCGGUAGCAAACGUACGUACUGUUGCAUCGUUAGGAAGAGAAGAAACCUUUGUUAACGAAUACGCACGACAACUAACACCAGCAUUACGUAUUGCAAAGCGAACAACACACUGGCGUGGAAUUGUUUUCGGCCUAUCAAGAGGUCUCUUUAACUUUGUGUACGCUGCCGCAAUGUAUUAUGGAGGAACGCUAAUGGUGUAUGACAAUAUUAAUUAUGCAGUUGUUUUAAAAUCGGCACAAGCGUUACUAAUGGGAACUUCUUCAGCAGCCCAGGCUUUUGCUUUUGCACCUAAUUUCCAGAAGGGAAUUAAGGCUGCAGGACGGAUUAUUGUUCUCCUGAGCAAAUCAUCUACUAUAACAGAUCCUGAUAAGCCUGCUAUUGAAAACUUUGUAGGUACAGGCGAGGCUAGUCUCCAAAAUGUAGAAUUUAGGUAUCCGACCCGGCCGCUUAUACAAGUGCUGAAAAAAUUCAAUCUUGAAAUAGAACGGGGCAAAACGUUUGCUUUGGUGGGAGCUAGUGGUUGCGGGAAAAGCACUGUUAUCCAACUCCUUCAAAGAUAUUACGAUCCCAAUGAAGGCAUAGUGGCAUUUGAUGGCAUACCAUUACCAAAACUACGUCUUAAAGACGCUAGACAAUCAAUUGGCUUCGUACAGCAAGAACCUAUACUGUUUGAUAGAACUAUUGGUGAAAAUAUUGCCUACGGUGAUAACUCACGGAAACCAAAUAUGGACGAAAUAAUAUCGGCGGCUAAACAGGCUAACAUUCAUAACUUUAUCGUCUCUCUGCCUAUGGGUUAUGACACAAACAUCGGGUCAAAGGGAACACAACUAUCAGGUGGGCAGAAGCAGCGCAUAGCUAUUGCACGUGCUCUAAUACGACGGCCCAAAAUGCUUUUACUUGAUGAGGCCACCAGUGCACUAGACACCGAGAGUGAAAAGGUGGUGCAAGAGGCGCUGGACGCUGCGAAGGCGGGGCGCACGUGCGUGAUGAUCGCGCACCGCCUGAGCACGGUGCGCGACGCAGACCGCAUCUGCGUGCUGCGCGACGGCAUCGUCGCGGAGAGCGGCACGCACACACAACUCAUGCAGAUGCAAGGACUCUAUUACAAACUCAAUCGACAAGGUCAAACGUAG